This is a messenger RNA of Mycena indigotica, 2565 nucleotides long. Its product is annotated as ATP dependent DNA ligase. The record is from RefSeq and is a predicted model, not a curated record. Gene Ontology annotation, biological process: dephosphorylation. The transcript has 2 exons. Gene Ontology annotation, molecular function: protein binding; phosphatase activity. Bases 1 to 2565 code for a protein of 854 amino acids. NCBI's taxonomy places the organism in Eukaryota, Fungi, Basidiomycota, Agaricomycetes, Agaricales, Mycenaceae.
AUGGCGUCGAUUGAGAUCCAGAAAGUCAACGGUUCUCUCAUCCUCGCUGGUCCCACUGUUGACAAAAUUGCAACCGAAGCUCUCGGCGCAACGUCCCCCGACGCAUUCAUCAUAGAAGUGUUGUCCAGUGAUGAACUGAGCAAAAUACCGCUGAACCAACUCCACCAGGCCACUACGACAAUGAACACCACAAAGAUUAUGGGUCUCGGUGUUGGAGGAGAUGAUUCUGGAGUACGCUUCGUUGUCAUCAUUUGGGCCACCGGCCAGCUUUUCCGCAAGGCACUCGGUUUCCCUCCCAAACAUUUCCACAUCCUGCUCUCGGGACGCGACGAUCCCCGAUUGGACAAAGGCCCAGCUUCCUUGCUUCCUGGACAGUUUCCGCAAUCACCGUCAAGCGACCUCCUCGACCAUCUAGCAUUCACAGUACAUUCAUUUGGGGACUACUCCCGCGCCAAGUCGUAUGGCUCAGACCUGGUCAGUGCGGACCCGGAGUCCCAUCGUGGAUUUCUUAGGCUUGCAGACGCGUCGCUGGCACUUGAUGAGUAUAAACUCGCAAUGUUGUCGUUUGCUUGCGUAUUAGAGCGCUCCAACGACACUCGCGUGGAGGAAUACUGUCUCAAAAAGUUACUUGAAUGUGCGCAACACACCGAGUGGGGCUCUGUCAUGCGAGAGGCCGAGCUACCGCAGAUUCCGGAUCAGCUUUCUGUCCUUCUCCUUGCGCCAUGGUCAGCCUCUCUUCGAAGUAGAAUAACUGAACUGGAAUUUGUCCCGACCCUCCAGCUCGAAUCUCGCCUCCCACUAUACCUCCCAGCCUCUCGGAAGCCUUUCAAACUACCCCGCUGGUUCCGCUGGCUAGUUCCAUACCAUCUCGCAAUCAUGUCAACCCCCAAGAACGAAGAGGACAUCGCGAUGCUUGCGGGACCGCACCUUGGCAUUCGUCAUGUCCUCACGCUCACCGAAGAAGAACCGUUGCCAAAGAAAUGGUUCCAUGGGAAGCCGAUCACCAACACUUUCUUGCCAAUCCCAAACUUCUAUCCGCCAUCGCUCGAACAAAUGGACUUGAUAUUGUCUCUAUUCGACGACGAAUCGAAACUACCCCUGCUCGUUCAUUGCGGGGGUGGGAAAGGUCGAGCGGGCACUGUUGCUGCUUGCUACCUCGCUGCAUAUGGUUUCCGUCGACCGUCAGGAGCCCACCAAACACAACCAGCGAUGUCAGCGCCUGAUGCAAUAGCCAGUCUCCGUCUCCUUCGUCCCGGCAGUCUCGAAACCUCCCGCCAAGAAGCUUUUGUUUCUGCCUGGUGCAGUGCUAUAUGGAAACGCCAAUCUGUCCGUAUAGAUCUUCCCGUGGAACCACCGUCAUCGCCUAUUGAAAUCGAGGGCGUGCUUGAGCUGUCCAAUAUUGACUUGCUUGUCCUUGUCGGUCUACCAGGCUCUGGGAAAUCAUGGUUUUCGCAGGCGUUGAUCGCACGUGACCCCAAAGCAUGGCGACGUAUCUCUCAGGAUGAGGCAGGCAGUCGGGCAUCUUGUGAGAGUGAGAUCGGGCUUAAGGGUGUGGAAGCAAAAACGUUACUGGAUCGAUGUAAUGCCGCUGCAACGGAUCGUAAAGGCUGGUUGCAGUUGGCUGCCAACUGGGCAACCGCUCCAGUUUGCGUCUGGUUUGACUAUGACAAGGCAUUAUGCGAGUCUCGGGCUCAAAUGCGUGCUGGGCACCCUACACUUCCUCCGGGAAGUCGCGUCCGCAAUGCUGUCACCCAAAUGCACGAUAUCUUCGUUCGCCCAACCUUGCAAGAAGGUUUCAAAGCCGUCAUUCAUAUCAAGUCGUUUUCGGCAGCCGAAGAGCUUGUCGGACGUCUUUCCCCACCUGUUGGGGUCUGCAAAUUUCCUCGAACGACUCAUCUCAUCAAUCUUGGCGCGGCCACAGCAGACGACGAGGUGCUUCCCAGCUAUGCGCCCUCUUCCAACACAGCACACGUCGUAAUCACCGAAAAGGUUGACGGCGCCAACAUGGGCUUCUGGUUGGACCCGAGCACAAAGCAGCUCCGCAUCCAAAAUCGCUCCCAUUUCGUAAAUCCAAUGUCGCAUGCCCAGUUCAAGCCGCUGGGAAAGUGGAUUGCAGACCACGAAGCAGAACUAGUGCAGCUACUGAAUCGGGACCCGCACUUUGCCAGCAGGUAUAUCUUGUACGGCGAGUGGCUUGCGGCAACACAUUCGAUCGCGUAUGCUCGUCUGCCUGACCGCUUUCUGGCAUUUGACUUUUAUGACCGGAGUACGGGCCGGUGGGCCGACCGACGGACUCUCGAAGGGUUGCUGAGUCUGACAUCGAUUCAGAUGGUGCCAAUAAUAUAUCAAGGUCCACCAGUAAGUGAGACCGAGCUGAAGGCAAUGGUUCAGCUACCCUCGCGCUAUUAUGACGGACGAGUGGAAGGCGUGUAUGUCAAGGAGGAGAGUUUAGAUGAUGCCAUAGUUUUGCGGAGAGGCAAGGUUGUGCGGGCUGACUUCAUUGCGGGGAAUGAGCACUGGACCAAGGGCAUCUUACGCUUCAAUGAGCUUGCCCUUGAAGGUUAG